UUAAGCAAGCACGUAGUACGCCUCCACUCCACUAGCACUAGCUAGGUGAAACGAUAUGGAAUUGCAGAUGUGCUCUUCUUCCUCCUCCUCGCAGCACGCACGGGUGGCUGCUUGGGUGCUCCUACCGCUGCUUUGCUUUUCCAUGGUGUUAUCCAGAGCACACGGAGGAGAGUCUCGCAAGGUUUAUGUAGCUUACCUAGGCGACGUUAAGCACGGGCACCCAGACGAGGUCGUCGCCUCGCACCAUGACAUGCUCACCACUCUUCUCCAAAGCAAGGAGGAUGCUUCGGCCUCCAUGGUCUACAACUACAAGCAUGGUUUCUCGGGCUUUGCCGCCAUGCUCACCGCGGACCAAGCAACAAGGCUUGCAGAGUUUCCGGGGAGUCAUCAGUGUUGAACCGAGCAAAACAUACAGGACCACCACCACACGGAGCUGGGACUUUCUUGGACUCAACUACCCGUCCUCCCAUACGCCGGCCAGUGAGCUACUCCAGGCAAGCAACUACGGAGAGGAUAUAAUCAUCGGUGUGGUUGACACUGGGAUCUGGCCGGAGUCGAGAAGCUUCAGCGACCAAGGGUACGGGCCCGUGCCAUCAAGGUGGAAAGGAAAAUGCCAGGUUGGGCCAGACUGGGGCAGCAACAACUGCAGCCGAAAGAUCAUUGGCGCACGGUUCUACACCGCCGGGGUCCCCAAAGAAUACUUCGAAGGGGCACCACUCUCGCCACGGGACCAUGCCGGCCACGGCACACACACGGCCUCCACCGCGGCUGGCUCGGCUGUAGGGCAGGAAGCUGCCAGCUUCCAUGGCAUUGCCGCGGGGGUCGCACGGGGAGGCGCGCCACACGCUCGCAUCGCAGUGUACAAGUCCUGCUGGAGCAAGGAGGGCCACUGCCCCACGCCGGCCGUGCUAGCCGCCAUCGACGACGCCAUCCAUGACGGGGUGGACGUUCUGUCAUUGUCCCUGGAAAUGAGCGAGAACUCAUACGGUACACUACAUGCGGUCCUGAAGGGGAUCGUCAUGGUGCACACCGCUGGCAACGCUGGGCCGCAUAUGCAGACCAUCAGGGACACCUCGCCGUGGGCCAUCACCGUCGCGGCAACCAACAUCGAUCGCUCGUUCGAUACAGUGAUCACGUUGGGAAACAAGCAACAAAUAGUGGGACAAUCUCUCUAUUACCAAGGGAAGAAGGACUCAUCAUCCAGGAGCAGUUUCGGAAAUUUUGCAUGUUUACGAUCUUGUACCGCAGAGGUUUUUGACGGCGCCCAAGACCUGAAAGGGUUGAUCCUCCUCUGCAACGAUCAAACGGGAGCUUUAUUCCCGGGGGCGCAAUACCUCAUGGAUGGAGGAGGAACCGGACUCAUCAUCGUGUCAUCCACGACGGACGACAUGAGACCCGUGACAGAUUGCGAAGGCAUCGCCUGUGUAGUUGUCAACAUCGAAGACGCGGAGAGGAUGUGCCAAUACUAUGAGGACACAAGCUCUGCCCAGGCAAAGAUUGAACCGGCGGGCACCGUUACGGGCAAGGAGAUACUGGCCCCAAAAGUGGCGAUCUUCUCCUCCAGAGGCCCAUCUGUUACUUACCCCGCCAUUCUCAAGCCUGACAUAGCUGCACCUGGAGCCAACAUCCUGGCAGCAAAACAAGAUGGGUACGUAUUUAAGUCAGGGACGUCCAUGGCAGCCCCUCAUGUAGCGGGCAUCGCAGCGCUACUCAAAGUUUUGCACCCAUACUGGUCUCCUGCGGCAAUAAAAUCUGCCAUGGUUACCACUGCCCAUGUAACCGAUGAACGUGGCAUGCCGAUAAUGGCGGAAGGAUAUUCGCGGAAGAUCGCCGACCCAUUCGACUACGGAGGCGGGACCAUCAAUCCUUGCGGGGCGGCUCAUCCCAGCCUCAUAUAUGACAUCGAUCCAAGUGAUUACAGCAAAUUCUUCAAAUGCACCAUCAGCAACAAGAGGACACCCGUGGAUUGCAACACCACCACCAUGCAACCAGCGUAUUACUUGAACCUGCCAUCCAUAUCGGUUCCCGAUCUCAGGCAUCCCAUCACCGUUUCCAGGACUGUGACCAAUGUCGGCGAGGUCAAUUCUGUGUACCAUGCCGCAGUCCAGAGCCCAACAGGAGUCAAGAUGGAGGUCGUCCCGCCCGUUCUUGUGUUCGACGCUACCAACAAAGUUCAGACGUAUCAGGUGAAGCUAUCACCUAUGUGGAAGUUGCACGGGUACUACACAUUUGGUAGCCUUACCUGGCAUAACGACCAAAAGACAGUGAGGAUUCCAAUUGUGACAUGACUUACAAUUGAAGAAUUCUACUGAGUUGUUGCAUAAUAAAAUAAAAAUAUCAUUUCCACACUUAACAAUAAAAAGCAGACAUGCAUGGCAGUGAUGAGG
Molecule: messenger RNA, 2387 nt
Organism: Triticum dicoccoides
Lineage: Eukaryota; Viridiplantae; Streptophyta; Magnoliopsida; Poales; Poaceae
Product: subtilisin-like protease SBT3.6
Exons: 10
Coding region: 246-2288 (680 amino acids)
Biological process (GO): proteolysis
Molecular function (GO): serine-type endopeptidase activity
Source: RefSeq, a predicted model, not a curated record